UCUAGGGUUCGAAUCAAUUACUUUAAUUAUUCUCAAAUCUCUCUCUCUCCCAUUCAUAUAUAUAUAUUUUUUUUAAUCCCAAAUUAAUUCGUCGUUCAUUUCGAUUUCUCGCGCGAUAUCCCCAGGCAACUCUCAAAGCGAGCAAUUCGCAUGUGCUCUUCACCUACUGAGUUACCUCGGCGUGGCUAACCAUUUAGGGUAGGGAUAGAUGGCUUCUUCAGUAAUGAAGGCAAUAGCAGAAAAGGCGGGGCCUUCUGUGCGUAAGCAAGCCUUAACGUUGACGGAUGCUGCUGCCAAGCGCGUACGCCAUCUCCUCAGCCUUCGCCAGCGCCCGUAUCUUCGGCUUGGUGUCAAGGCUCGUGGAUGCAACGGCUUAUCCUACACACUCAACUAUGCUGAUGAAAAGGGGAAGUUUGACGAGCUGGUGGAGGACAAGGGCGUGAAGAUACUAAUCGAUCCGAAAGCUCUAAUGCACGUGGUCGGAACCAAGAUGGAUUUCGUUGACGAUGCACUGAAGUCAGAGUUUAUAUUCAUCAACCCUAAUUCGAAAGGGCAGUGUGGUUGCGGCGAGUCCUUUAUGACGGGGAGCAACGUCCAGAGUUCCCAAUCGGGAGGUUCGUAGUAUAGCUGACGAGCAGCCGAAGAUUAACAACUAAAAGGUUCUGCAGUUGUCCAACAAUUUGUUAACUGUUCGAACCGACAAGCUAGCAAGAUCCAGCGGGGCCACGAAGUCGAAGAUAGUAACUCUUCAUGCAUCUUUACUAAUGAUCAAGCUUGCUGCCAUGUUAUCUGGGUUGUAACCUUUUUUUUGUUCUUUUUUUGGCAUUGAUUGUUGUACAAUUUCAUUGCUUGGUGUUCCAAACAUUCUGAAGCAACACAUGUCAGCAUAAGAAACAUGAAGCAUGAAAAAGAAGCAAAAGCAUUCAUCUGGGCAUGAGAAGAUAUUGUAUCUUAUAUAUUAUUUUGGUGUUGUUUUCUUGUGAAAAUGUUAUAAGGACAUUUUGCAUAUAUGGAUUGUUACAAUGGACUUAAACCAGA
Molecule: messenger RNA, 1038 nt
Organism: Ananas comosus (pineapple)
Lineage: Eukaryota; Viridiplantae; Streptophyta; Magnoliopsida; Poales; Bromeliaceae
Product: iron-sulfur assembly protein IscA-like 1, mitochondrial
Exons: 4
Coding region: 209-622 (137 amino acids)
Biological process (GO): iron-sulfur cluster assembly
Cellular component (GO): mitochondrion; cytoplasm
Molecular function (GO): 2 iron, 2 sulfur cluster binding
Source: RefSeq, a predicted model, not a curated record